GGCGGGGACGCUCACGAGAGCUCUUGCGCAGGUAGUGACCAUCUCCUUCCUAGAGCGGUAGAGCCUGGGCCUAAAACCCCUGAGCUCGGUAUCCCAAUUCCGGCUUUCUCACCUUAAUAAACCCUAACACGCCGCCUCCGCCCGACGCCAUGCGGCGCCACCACCACAUCCUCGCCCUCCUCCGCCGCGCCGCCGCCUCCACCUCGACCGCAUCCCAGCGCGCGGACCCCCUCCUCUACCACAACCCUGCCCCACCCCGAAAUGGCGCCGCCGUGCUCUUCUCCACGCGCCUCUUCUCCUCCCGCGGCCGCUCCGUGGCCGGCGCCGCUAAGAGCCUGGUGGAGGACGAGGCGGACCUCAGCGACUGGAUCAGCGACCUCAAGACCGACUCGUUCCACCUCGGGCUCAGCAGCGGUGACGAAGGCGACGCGCCAUCCACCCGCAGGCCCCCCACCGGCGCCUCCAGGGGCGGCCGGGGUGGGCGGGACUCGAGGGGUUCGUUCUCGAGGUCGAGGUUUGGCGGCGGCGAGUUCGGUGGCGAUAGGCGCGGCGGCUUCGAGCGGAGGGGGAGGGUAAUGAGUAGUGACCUGGAUGAUGAUGAGGAUGAUUCCGGGUUUGGUUCCUCGAGGGGAAGGCGAGGGCGGGGUGGGAGGUCGUCGGGGCUUGCGAUGAGAGGAGGGAGGGGAAAUGGGUUUGAUGACGAGGCCGGGUUUAGGUCUCCUAGGGGACAGCGAGGCCGUGGUGGGAGAGGGUCAGGUGUGGCGCGGAGGGGAGGGAGUUACAGUGAUUUGGAUGAUGGUGAUGCUGGAUUUGGGCCUUCGAGGGGAAGACAGGGUCGUGGUGGAAGGAUGUCUGGUUUCUCGCAGAGAAGAGGAAGAGGGAGUGAUGACAGUGAGGAGGACGAUGAUGAUGCCGUUGGGUUUGGGCGUUCUGAAAGAAUGCAGCAUCGGGGUGGCAGGAGAGGGGGAAGGGCAGAGAGUGUCGGACCGCAUCAAGGCUGGAGCAGGAGUGAUUUGGGUGUAUCGCGGAGGGGAGGGAGGUAUAGUGAUUUGGAUGAUAAUGAUGAUGAUCGUGACAUCGGAUUUGGAUCCUCGAGGGGAAGACGGGGUUGUGGUGGAAGGAUGUCUGGUGUGUCGCAGAGAAGAGGGAGGGAAAGUGAUUUGGAUGACGACGAGGAUGACGAUGACGAUGAUGAUGUGGUUGGCUUUGGUGAUUCUGGUGCUAGGGGAGUGAAAAAGUUUGAUUUUGGCUUGUCAGAGGAUGAUGAUGAGGUGGGGAAAGUUGAUGAGGAUGAUGACCCAUCAGGUUUCGAAGAUGAUCUCUUUGAUGAUGAGGGCGGUAAGGAGUCCGGCUCUUUUAAAUUAGACAAAGAAGAGGAAGUUAAACAUAAGAGUAUAGCGGGCACAAGAAGUACUGGAGGCAGUGAUUCUUAUCUGAGCCAGAAGAGGUUUGAUGAAUGCCCACUAUCUCCCUUGACACUAAGAGGUGUUAAGGCUGCUGGGUAUGAACGAAUGACUGCUGUCCAGGAGGCUACUCUUCCCAUCAUUCUUCAAGGGAAGGAUGUACUAGCCAAAGCAAGGACAGGAACUGGAAAAACUGUAGCUUUCUUGCUUCCAGCCAUUGAAGUUGUCUCAAAAUUACCACCUGUCGAUCGUGAUCAAAAGAGGCCUCCCAUCAGUGUUGUUGUAGUGUGCCCUACACGUGAGCUUGCUGAUCAGGCUGCUGCAGAAGCUAACAAGCUUCUUAAAUUCCAUCCAUCAAUUGGAGUGCAGCUUGUAAUAGGUGGCACUAGAAUGGCUCUUGAACAGAAGCGCAUGCAUACUAACCCUUGCCAGAUUCUAGUAGCUACUCCAGGAAGGCUUAGGGAUCAUAUGGAGAACACACCAGGGUUUGCUACAAGGUUAAUGGGUGUCAAAGUUCUAAUUCUUGAUGAAGCUGAUCGCUUAUUAGAUAUGGGAUUCCGAUCUGAUAUUGAGAAAAUAGUGGCUGCGCUCCCAAAACAGCGUCAAACACUCCUAUUUUCCGCGACAGUUCCGGAUGAGGUUCGUCAAGUAUGUCACAUUGCCAUGAAAAGGGAUCUUGAAUUUGUCAACACUGUUCAAGAAGGAAGUGAGGAAACACAUUCUCAGGUGAAACAAAUGCAUUUAAUUGCACCACUAGACAAACAAUUCUCUAUCCUAUAUGGUCUUCUAACUGAUCAUAUCUCCGAAAAUGUUGACUACAAGGUGAUUGUAUUCUGUACAACAGCAAAAGUAACAAGCCUUGUUGCUGAGCUUCUGUCUGAACUGAAGUUGAAUGUACGUGAGAUCCAUUCCAGGAAACCUCAAAGUUACAGAACCAGGAUAUCAAAAGAAUUUAAGGAGUCAAAAGGUCUCAUUCUUGUUAGCUCUGAUGUAUCUGCCCGGGGUGUUGAUUAUCCCAAUGUCACGCUGGUUGUGCAGUUGGGGGUGCCAACUGACAGAGAGCAAUAUAUUCAUCGACUUGGUAGAACUGGUCGCAAAGGUAAUGAUGGGGCAGGAGUCUUAUUAUUGGCACCAUGGGAGGAAUAUUUCUUGAGAAGUAUCAAGGACUUGCCUGUUACAGAGGCAACACAACCAUUAAUUGAUCUGGACACUAAGAAAAAGGUUGAUAAGGCUCUUGCACACGUGGAGGUUAAGGACAAGGAAUCCGCUUACCAGGCAUGGCUUGGUUACUACAAUUCAAAUAAGUUCAUUGGACGUGACAAAUACCAGCUCGUAUCACUCGCCAACGAGUUCAGUAGAAGUAUGGGUCUCAAUAACCCUCCUGCAGUGCCUAAGCUUGUUCUCAGGAAGAUGAGUCUGAACAACAUUCCAGGUUUGCGAGCGAAAUAGUUUAGUACAAUGAAGCCAAGCCAUGUUGCCGCAUAGUCUAACAUCUCCGAUAAAACGCCCGUAUUGGUAGGAGUUUUGGAGCUAGCUUAAUAAAACAAGGUUGGUCAUGCUCGCAGAAGUUCUUAAACUUCAUAAUAUUGUCUUCAUUCUUGUAUCCUGUAAGGGCCUUGACAAAGCACGUAGUCAUAGCUUUGGAGCACCAUAUUUUUGCGUU
Molecule: messenger RNA, 3066 nt
Organism: Panicum hallii
Lineage: Eukaryota; Viridiplantae; Streptophyta; Magnoliopsida; Poales; Poaceae
Product: DEAD-box ATP-dependent RNA helicase 31
Exons: 10
Coding region: 150-2852 (900 amino acids)
Cellular component (GO): chloroplast
Molecular function (GO): ATP binding; RNA helicase activity; nucleic acid binding
Source: RefSeq, a predicted model, not a curated record